Molecule: messenger RNA, 4091 nt
Organism: Mya arenaria
Lineage: Eukaryota; Metazoa; Mollusca; Bivalvia; Myida; Myidae
Product: zinc finger protein 850-like
Exons: 2
Coding region: 128-2215 (695 amino acids)
Biological process (GO): regulation of transcription by RNA polymerase II
Cellular component (GO): nucleus
Molecular function (GO): RNA polymerase II transcription regulatory region sequence-specific DNA binding; DNA-binding transcription factor activity, RNA polymerase II-specific
Source: RefSeq, a predicted model, not a curated record
CGUAAACAUAAAAUUAAAAAAAAUGUUUUGAUGUACAAUGCGGAAUAAAUUUGAUGACAGCAGACAGAGACAUUGAUGUUUAUUUUGAAGAAUAACUGUGUUAAUGAGAAGAUAAAACAGAAUAAACAUGCAUAAAUGUUUUAAGUGCGAGAGACAGUUCACAAGAAAAGUGUCUUUGCUUUUACACAAAAAAGUUCACAACCCAAAGCAGCAUCGAUGUGAUUUUUGUCAAGAACUGUUUGUGUCUGUGUCUGGUAUUUUAUUGCACAUGAAAAAGCACAUUGGUGAAACAUACCGGUAUUCCUGCCUAAAAUGUAAGGAGCAAUUUCCAAAUUCUAGGCAAUAUAUUGUUCACUCAAGAAGAUGUAACAAAAGCCAAUAUUGUUGUCAUAAAUGUGAUACACAGUUCUUUUCGAAGAUUUCUCUACACAGACACAAUGCGGCCCAACAUUUUUGUGACAAAAAGGAGUAUGCUUGCUCUAUUUGUAAAGCAAAGUGUGACAGUAUUGCAGCCUUCAAUGUACACAGAAUGGUUCAUUUUUCGAAUCCCUACUACUGCCGCAUAUGUGGAAAAACUAUAAGCUGCAAAAAAUACAUUUCGCAUAUGAAAGAUCACGAUGGUAAGGUGGGCAAGUUUUCAUGCCAUAUUUGUGGGAAAUCAUUUACAGAUCAGAGCUAUUGUAACACGCAUAUUGAGGCCCAUGGAAAUACAAAAUCAUAUGAGUGUGAUAUGUGUGACAAGAAAUACUCAAUUGCUAAGUCAUUAAAGGUGCACAAACAAACUCACUGUAGUGAUAAUCGCCCAUCGAAGCCAUGCAUCUGUGAGGUAUGUGGUUGUAGUUUCAAAACAUUAUCACUCUUGAAGGCACAUAUGACUGUUCAUACAGAUUUAAAGCCGUUUGCUUGCAAAGAAUGUGACAAAGUGUUCCGGACAUCUGAUAAUCUGAGAGAGCACGAGAGGAGACACAAGGACAUCAAACCUUUUUCAUGCAGCUUUUGUCAGAAAGCCUUUAAAACAAAGAGUGACUGCAGAAAGCAUGAAAGAAUCCAUACAGGUGAAAAUAGAAAGGCAUGCCCCUUGUGUGGAAAAGUAGUAUCAAAGUUGUCCAGUCAUAUUCGAGACGUACAUGUUAGUCGUGAAAAAACGCACAUGUGUUCUUUGUGCGAUAAGGGAUUUUAUACAGCAGGAGAUUUGAGGGUCCAUGUGGACAGGCAUAAUGAAGCCACCACUGAGUGCAAAAUAUGUGGAAAGAAACUUAAAACCGUUUCUCUAGACUAUCACUAUGCACAUGUUCAUAAUGAUGUCAGGAAUUUUAAGUGUAAGUUUUGCCAAAAGACCUUUAAAAGUCAAAUAGUGUUAAAAAAGCAUGAAAAAGAGCAUGAUGGGAGGAAACACAAAUGCGAUGUUUGUAUGAAAAUGUUUGUGAGGGCAGCUCAUUUGAAGAGUCAUAUGCUUACACAUUUAGAUUUGAAACAAUUUGAGUGCAAAAUUUGUAGCAAAGAGUUCCGGUUUUCAGAAGGUUUGCGCUCUCACAUGAAAAGGCAUUCAGGUGUCAAGGAGCACAUAUGCCAAAUUUGUAAUAAGGAUUUCUAUGACAAAGGGGAUUUGAAGAAACAUAUGAAAAUUCACACUGGGGAGAAAUCACACUCAUGUACAUAUUGUGACAUAUCUUACACAGAGCUGAGGACUUUAAAGCACCAUAAUGCCCGAUUCCAUGCAGACAAGCCCGGACUCAAAGCUAAGCUCCAAAGGGGUGCUAAAUCAAAGAAAUCGUAUGAAUGUAGCAUUUGCAAAAAGAGUUUUCAGACUAGUUCUGGUUUGAAAAACCACAGUGAUUCAGUUCAUGGAGAAAAUGUGGAAUGUCUGCAAUGUGGGGAAAGUUACAAAACAAAGAAAACAUUGAAAGUGCAUAUGACUUUAAUGCAUGGCCUUCGAGUAAAUAAAGACUCACCUUGGAUUUGUAAUAUAUGUGACAUAUCAUUUAGUACAAAAGGAUUUUUACUUAGACAUGAGGAGGAAAAACAUCUCAAGGGAAAAAGCAAAAAAUGCCCGUCAUGUGAUAAGACAUUUUUUGUGGAUCAUAAACUUCGGCAGCACAUGCUUGUCCAUCCAGAAUUUCAGUUUUCCUGUGAUACUUGUGGGAAAAAGUUCAUGUCUGAGAAAUAUUUCCAACAGCAUGUAGCCAAUCAUAUUGUCAAAGGAUGUUUGUUGUAAUUAUCAAGCAUUGGCAAAUGUAUAUAUAUUUUGUGUACAGAAAAAAUAGUUUGUUUAUUGUUUGUGCAGACAAUACGCCUUGUAAACUUAUGAAGUAUUUCUUGUCUAGUCAAAAUAGUUGGUUUAUUGUUUGUGCAGACAUUUCACCUUGUAAACUUAUAAAGUAUUUCUUGUCUAGUCAAAAUAGUUGGUUUAUUGUUUGUGCUGACAAUACCCCUUGUAAACUCAUGAAGUAUUUCUUGUCUAGUCAGAAUAGUUGGUUUAUUGUUUGUGCAGACAAUACCCCUUGUGAACUUAUGAAGUAUUUCUUGUCUAGUCAAAAUAGUUGGUUUAUUGUUUGUGCUGACAAUAUAUAUACCUUGUAAACUUAUGAAGUAUUUCUUGGCUAGUCAAAAUAGUUGGUUUAUUGUUUGUGCUGACAAUACCCCUUGUAAACUUAUGGAGUAUUUCUUGUCUAGUCAAAAUAGUUGGUUUAUUGUUUGUGCAGACAAUAUACCUUGUAAACUUAUGAAGUAUUUCUUGUCUAGUCAAAAUAGUUGGUUUAUUGUUUGUGCAGACAAUAUACCUUGUAAACUUAUGAAGUAUUUCUUGUCUAGUCAAAAUAGUUGGUUUAUUGUUUGUGCAGACAAUAUACCUUGUGAACUUAUGAAGUAUUUCUUGUCUAGUCAAAAUAGUUGGUUUAUUGUUUGUGCAGACAAUACACCAAGAACGAAGUGUAAACUUAUGAAGUAUUUCUUGUCUAGUCAGAAUAGUUGGUUUAUUGUUUGUGCUGACAAUACCCCUUGUAAACUUAUGGAGUAUUUCUUGUCUAGUCAGAAUAGUUGGUUUAUUGUUUGUGCUGACAAUACCCCUUGUAAACUUAUGGAGUAUUUCUUGUCUAGUCAGAAUAGUUGGUUUAUUGUUUGUGCUGACAAUACCCCUUGUAAACUUAUGGAGUAUGUCUUGCAUAGUGGCAAUAGUUGGUGUGUUGCUUUGCAGACAAAACAUGUAACUUUAUUGGUGGCGAUGGUUGGGUGCCUAGCAUACUGGACUCUGAAUCAGAGGGUCAUGGGUUUGAUCCCCACUCUCAGUUUUGUUGAUGAUAGUACUGGUUUAUAACCCAGGAAUGGUAAAUGGUUCUUAAUCACAUGUACAUAGAAGAUUAUUAAAACUGUACAUAUGUUCAUCACUAAAAAUCUCUACAGAGUUUAUAUUACAUCUUCUUGAUCGUCAAUGAUGAAAACAUUAAAAAUAUUACCUUUACUCUAGUUAAAUGUGGAUGGUUGGUGACCCAUAUAUUUAUGGUAUCAUUUUAACGUGCUUUGGUUACUAAUGAUUGCCAUUGAAUACAUAAAAAAAUGACCGACAAAAGUAUAGAUAUUGCAGCCCUAUUUCAAAUGAAAUCCGUUGUGAAGUCAUUUAUUGUGUAAGCUAUCAAUGCUAUGAUAAUUUAAAUAGAAAUGAAUUUAUUAAAAUUGGUAUGAUUUUAACAUUAUAUUCAUGUCUUUUGAGUAUUCAUUGAAUCUUUCCAACUGAUACCAACAGUAAAUUGGUCCACCAUGCAUCCUAAAUUCAAAUAAUUGUACAUUAAAUAUAAGAAUAUAUUAUUGUGGCAGGGGCUCUCCAAAAGCUUGUCUAGCAGGGAAAAUGUAAGUUACUGUGUUUGUAAUAUUGUAAUUCUUGUUGAUUACUGUUGAUUAAAUGGAUCAGGAAUUUUGAUGCUAUUUUAGAUUUAUGUAAGAAGACUUUAUAUUUUCAAAGUUGAAUGAAUUGUAUAUACACAUAGGAAUUACAGAUUGUAUUGUAGAAAAUGACAAACUUUUUUGUCGGGCUAAAAAAUAAAGUAUUAAAAUAUUUUUUAUUAUUGAUAAACUAUUGUCAUAUAUGCAGUUGAAUA